Molecule: messenger RNA, 1307 nt
Organism: Pseudomyrmex gracilis
Lineage: Eukaryota; Metazoa; Arthropoda; Insecta; Hymenoptera; Formicidae
Gene: eIF3m
Product: eukaryotic translation initiation factor 3 subunit M
Exons: 8
Coding region: 55-1224 (389 amino acids)
Biological process (GO): cytoplasmic translational initiation
Cellular component (GO): cytoplasm; eukaryotic translation initiation factor 3 complex
Molecular function (GO): translation initiation factor activity
Source: RefSeq, a predicted model, not a curated record
UAAAAAGAUUUUUAUCUUGACUUUCUUGAGUGUCUUUAUUAAAGUUUCUCCAAGAUGCAAGUUCCGCCGAUUUUUAUAGAAUUGCCGUUGGACGACCAGGCGCAAGAGCUCAGGGUAUAUUUUAAAAGUCUCGGUGCAGAAAUCAGCGAAGAAAAAUCUCCCAAAGGUAUAGAAGAUGAUUUGCACAAGAUUAUCGGAGUGUGUGAGGCUUGUUUCAAGGAAGGAAACGAAAGCGAAAUAGAAACUGUAUUAAAUGACAUUGUUUCUAUUAUGAUUAUGAUACCCACUGAACGUGCAGAAAAUUUGAUUCUGGCAUUUUGUGAGAAGCUUGUGAAAGCACCUGGAUAUAAGCUUGGACUGGUGUGUCUGAAGGCUUUAUGGCUGUUAUUUCAAUCCUUGGCUGACGACUCCCCAAUGAGAUAUCAUGUUUAUUAUCACUUGGUGCAAAUAGCUCGUAAUGUCGAUCAAGUGAAAGCUGUAUACAGCGGAAUAGAUCAGUUGAAGCAACAGUUUGCUUCAUUUCCUCCGUCGAACGAACAAAUGCAGAAAUUACUGCGUUUGCUGCACGAAGUGCUCUUAAGCUGCAAACAAGGAGAACAAGCGGCAGCUGUUAUGGUGGAACUAUUAGGAACCUAUACAGCGGAGAAUGCUUCUGCAGCAAGGGAAGAUGCGCAACGUUGCAUAUUGGCCGCGUUAGGCGAUCCGAAUACAUUUUUGUUGGAUCCGCUUUUAGCUUUGAAACCUGUCAGAUUUUUAGAGGGCGAGCUGAUUCACGACUUAUUGCUGGUGUUUGUACAAGAUAAGCUACCGGCGUAUUUGCACUUCUAUCAGCAUCACAGAGAAUUCGUUGAGCAUCAACUUGGAUUGAACCACGAGCAAAAUAUGAAGAAGAUGAGACUCUUAACUUUUAUGCAACUCGCGGAAACGAAUCCCGAAAUGUCUUUCGAAACAAUACAAGAAGAGUUACAGAUUUCGGAAUCUGAAGUCGAAAGCUUUAUCAUUGAUGUCUUGAAAACCAAGCUCGUGAGAGCGCGCAUGGAUCAAGCAGGCCGAAAGGUACUGAUUUCCAGUACGAUGCACAGAACGUUCGGUCGUCCUCAGUGGAUGCAGUUGCGAGAUCUACUUGCAUCGUGGAAAGCCAAUCUAUCGGCUGUACAAGAUGGCAUGAAAACUGUAGCCGCAGCGCAAAUGGAACUCGCAGCAAAGAAUAAAGCUGCAUUGUAAAUACGAGGCAAUUUGAACGCGCGAUUACUCGUCUCCUGUUGCGGAACUUUCUGAACGACAUCAAUAAAACUAUUUCGAACAUU